GUGUCUGUGUUAUUUUGACGCGAGCUCCGUGUCGAGGGUCCGCAGCUCCGAGAGCGCGAGCCGCUUCUCUCGCUUUACAUUACAGUAAAUAAACAGGCAGGUCCGGGCGCGGAGGCGGAUAGACAAGCAGGGGAGCCGGACGGACCCGCGCGGCCAUGCUCGCCGUGCUGCGCGAGGCCAGGUGGUAGCGCGGAGCGGAGACCGCAGCGCGCGCCGGUAUGGCCUAGAGCCGCGGCCCGCCUGCGCUCUAGACCGCGGGGGGCGGGAGGCGGAGGAGGAUGGCGGCGGGCGCGCGCCUCCUCGCGCGGCUUCUCGCGCUGCUGCCCGCGUUGGGCCUCGCCCUGGCCGCGGCGGACCGCGAGGAGUGGUACACGGCGUUCGUUAACGUGACGUACGUGGACCCGGCAACGGCGCGCGUGCGCACCGAGCGCAGCGAGUGCGGCCGUUACGGCGAGCAGUCCCCGAAGCGCGAGGCCCGCGGGCUGCUGGCCGUCGCCGUGUCGCCGCGCGAGCGCCACGCCUGCCGCCCGGGCACGCGCUUCGCCGUUCCGGAGCGCGCGGGGGCCUGGAUCGCGCUGGUGGCGAGCGGCAACUGCACGUUCGCGGAGAAGAUCAGGCACGCGGCGGGGCAGAACGCGAGCGCCGUGGUGGUGAUGAACGUGGGAGCGACCAACAUCAACGAGACCAUCACCAUGGCUCAUGCAGGUACGGGCGAUGUGGUGGCGAUAAUGAUCCCGGAGCCUAAAGGUCGUGAGUUGUUGAUGUUGUUGGAGAGGAAUAUCUCGGUGCACGUGCAGAUCACUAUCGGAACACGCAACCUGCAGAAGUACGUCAGCCGCACCUCCGUCGUCUUCGUCUCCAUCUCCUUCAUCAUCCUCAUGAUCAUCUCUCUGGCCUGGCUGGUCUUCUACUACAUCCAGAGAUUCAGAUACGCUAACGCCAGGGACCGCAACCAGAGACGACUUGGCGAUGCGGCUAAAAAAGCGAUCAGUCAGCUCCAAGUGCGGACCAUCAGGAAAGGAGACCAGGAGACUGAGUCUGAUUUUGAUAACUGCGCAGUGUGUAUUGAAGGCUAUAAGCCCAAUGAUGUUGUGAGAAUUCUGCCCUGCAGGCAUCUCUUUCAUAAAGGCUGUGUGGACCCUUGGCUGGUGGACCAUCGGACCUGCCCCAUGUGUAAAAUGAACAUCCUCAAAGCCCUCGGUCUCACGUCGAGUGCUGAGUGUCUGGACGAUCUUCCCCUGGACUAUGACCUGGCGGUCGGGGGCGUGGCCCUGAAUGCCAUGGUGAUGAGCGAUGACGUUAUGGGCGUUGACAUCGCUGGGGGGCGUGACCCUGGCAUUCGGAUGGUGGGUCUUCCUCAGGUCCUCCUGGACUCUGAGCCCAUGUCUGAGGAUACCAUGGCGACAGAGCAGAGUGAACUUCAGCCAAUGGCAAGCGGCAGUUCUGAGGCAUCCCUCGCUGUGGGGGCGGGGCAUUUAGACUUGGACACACCUGCAGAGGAUGUGAAAUGCUGAGCCUGCCACCGCCACUCCCACCGAACACGAAAAACCAUGGACCCACGGACUGAGUUGCCUGAGUUGCCUUUGGGUGGUGGGCUGAAGUAACCAUGGCAACAGGCCUGGGGGCAGGACAUUUAAAAGCGGAAAUCUGGCGGAGCUUCCGGACAACACUCUCGGCCAAUGACAUCACACUACGACGACAUCACUGCCUGCUGCACACUGAACUAACUCUCACUCUCUGUCUCUGUCUUUCUCUCUCUCUGUGUUAAUCUCGAUCUCUCUCUCUCUCUCUUUUAAAAAGCACUCGCCCCCGUUUUCGGCAGACAAUCUGCUCCGUUCUGCUUGACAAUCAGACCGUAAUUCCAUUCCUUUACGGAAUCUUCUUCCAUCACAUCCUUACCGAAACCCAGAGAAUCACAGAGAAGUUCCCAGAAUGCUAGUUUCCGAACAGAAUCCAAAAAACAACAAUAAAAAAAAAGCAGUGUUUAUUUUUCUAUAGGUGUGCACUUGAGAUGGAAACAAAAGUUCAGUAUUUGAAGACGCUCCAGAAGAUGUUGAGGAGGAGGAGGAGGAGGAGUUAGGAACACGUUGGAGGUGUUUACACACACUAAACUCUACAACCUGAGAGUAUUCUGCUGGCGUGAGAGGUGUUAAGGCGUUUUUCCCCAGGAAAGUGCUCUUUUACUCUUUGGACUCUUGCGGACCACGGCAUUUCAUACGACUUUAGAGCAUGAAGCUGCAGGCCUUACACACCUGUAUUUGUAUUUAAGUGGAUUCCAUUUAAGUUGUAUCUCUUGUUCUUCCACUGUUUUGGUUUAUUGUACAUUGUAAAUAGAAGUAUUUUGUCAACCUGA
Astyanax mexicanus (Mexican tetra) is the source of this 2353-nucleotide messenger RNA. RefSeq names its product ring finger protein 150b (gene rnf150b). Bases 279 to 1514 code for a protein of 411 amino acids. NCBI's taxonomy places the organism in Eukaryota, Metazoa, Chordata, Actinopteri, Characiformes, Acestrorhamphidae. The transcript is spliced from 7 exons. The record is from RefSeq and is a predicted model, not a curated record.